AUGUCAAGAACUACAAGAAAGAAAUUGAAAGACGAUGAUAUAGAAAAUAUGCUAAUGCGGUUAGAGGCUGGCGAAAUUUCAGAAGACGAUGCCGAAUCAGAUGAGGAUGACUUGGAUUUCUAUCCGUCUCGCAAAGAUCUACAAGCCGUACUCGAAGAUAAAGAAGUAAGUGAUGAAGAGGAAGUGCCUGAAACUGAAGAAUGCCCGGAUCCUCCCCUGGUUCAUGAAGAAAUCUAUCAACAAGCUUCGACUUCUCGGUCUAAUGUAUUUCCGCAAAUAAAUACACGAAAUUUGAUUUGGAAAAAACGCUCUUUGGAGUAUAAAGAGGAAUCAAUUGCUUUCUUGGGUAGUACAGAAUUAGGACCUGAACUAAUGAAACUAGAAACCCCACUGCAGUUCUUUUCACAGUACUUUUCAGAAGACUUGUUGAAAAAAAUUGUUGAAGAAACCAAUAAAUAUUCGACGCAGACCAAUAUUGAUCGCCCCGUUCAAAUAAGCCUUACAGAACUUCGAAAAUAUUUGGGAAUAUUGAUAUUCAUAGGGGGUGACCCGUCAGUAUCUGCUGCAACGUCCGAAGUUGAUAUUCAGUUAGAGGAUGUUUCUCGCACUUUGCCCGAUCAAACGGAUCAAGAUUUUUCACAGUCCGAUUUCACAGUGCAAACUUCACCAUCUUUAUCGAUGUGCGGAGAACAACUUGAAAAAACAAAGCCAGAAUACGAAGGAUCUAAAUUCUAA
This is a messenger RNA of Parnassius apollo (apollo), 735 nucleotides long. The record is from the annotation of a GenBank genome assembly. Lineage: Eukaryota; Metazoa; Arthropoda; Insecta; Lepidoptera; Papilionidae.